Messenger RNA from Raphanus sativus (radish), 2238 nucleotides. RefSeq names its product meiosis-specific protein ASY2-like. The transcript is spliced from 5 exons. The record is from RefSeq and is a predicted model, not a curated record. Bases 1 to 2238 code for a protein of 745 amino acids. NCBI's taxonomy places the organism in Eukaryota, Viridiplantae, Streptophyta, Magnoliopsida, Brassicales, Brassicaceae.
AUGGAUCCUCUGAGAGAAGGUUCCGGUGAGACCGGAAUCUCUGCCUCCGGGAAGCGCUUAAUGAAGGUUAAGCAGGAGAUCGGUGAGAAAAUGAAAAGAGACAAGAAGGAAGUCAAGGACUCAAUCGCGGGGAGGGUCUCCAAGCGGGUGAAGAAGAAGGAAGUUUCUGGCGGGAGCACCACUCUGAGCCCUCACUCGCCUUCCUUACUAAAGAUUCAAGAGGUUACUAACCUCAUGGUUCAAGCUCAUGGCCAAAAGGAGUUGGCCAAGGUUUGUUCCCCUGACGAAACUCCUGAAACCGCCCCGGAAGGUUGGUUUUGCAUUCACGAGAAGUAUAUCUCUAAAUCCCACCUCCGGUUUCCGCUUCCAGAUCUUCUGUUAGAUCUUCUUGAUCAUUAUCAACUAGCCCUCUCUCAACUCUGUCCCUCGGUUAUCCGAGUGAUAAAUGGUUUCAUUACCAGAGCUAAAGAGGAAGGAGUCGUCGUUGGUCUGACCGAACUGAUGAGCCUUUACACGAUCAAGGAGAGCUCUAGUAAGGAUGGUGGCAGUGGCACCUACUAUCUUCCUUGCCGUCCUAGGCUCGGACUUUUUAAAUCCUCUGGUAGUGACGAUGAUUGGAGGAAAAAAUACUUUUAUGUCAAGAUUGAUCCCUCUACAGUCCCAUUGGGUCGUACUCUCUCGGUUGUUUGGUCCGAUAUAUCUGAUAUCGAGGAUCCUCCUAAGCUUACUGAUAAGCUGUCUAGAGCUCUUUUUCGGAAAUUGUAUCAGAGUCCCAAUACUUGGGCGUCUUUCACUGUUUCCCGUAUUGGAUCAGCUAGGUUCCCGGAUCGAUACAACGCCAGGUUCCUUGACCCGAUCCCUGCUGAAGAUUUAGAAGUCUCUGAAGGUCCUUUCGUGGUAGAUCUUUCGACUGGAGCUAGUACUUCCGAAACUGAAAAGACUCAAGCUCCCAAGAUGAGGCCUUCUUUCCGUUCCAGGAACAAACCUGCUGCAGCUGCCAGUGCUUCGCGAGGUAGCGAUAAGACCCAAGGAGGAGCCUUUCUCAGCUCACUGAAGGAGGUCCUUGAUGACGGGACCUCUGUCCCUGCUAAGGAUGUUAACCCAGUUGAGCCCAGAGCUCAAGAUGUUGUUCCCCGUCCUGAGGUUCCGACGGUUGAAGCUAACCCUCAGGCUGCUAGAGAUCCUCUCGAGGUCGAACCUCCGAGAAACAAGAGGUCUCGGACUGAUUUGGGAGAUAGGCCCACCAGGUCUUCCUCCUCGUCUUCUCGGGGAGGGGCCGUGGGUUGGAACUUCUCCCAUUCUAAGCCGGGAUCGAUAUUGGAUGAUCCUUGGGGUUUGGCAACCAUCAUGAGGCAUAUGAAGACGGUGGGAUGCUCCAUGCCUUCAAUCAAUGGUCUGUCCAACAAGGAAGAGUACAUUGAGAUAGCUCACCACAUGGGUCAACUGGCCGGAGCCAUUAACAGGGCUCAGCUGAGGUUUGAAGAGACCGUGCAUGAUGCUCCUAGCGCUAGAGACUUAGCUCAGGCCACUGAGUUGUUCAAGACUACCAAGAUGGAGCUCGACCUGGCUCGUGCUCGAGUUUCUGAGCUUGAAGCUGAGGUCGGGAGGCUUGGUUUGAAGGCUGAUACUCAACAAGGGAAGAUCGAGAGUCAGGCCAUCGAUAUUCGGGUGAAGAAUAGGAAGAUCAAUGAGUUAGAUGCUGCUCGCAGGAUAGCUGAGCACCAGGUCCAAGAGUUGAUCGCUUCGUCUCGGGUUAGUCAACAGAACAAAGAGGCUGAAGUUAAGCUAGCUGUCAGGAAAGGAGAAGUUUGUCAAGAAAAGGAAGAGACUGAUGCUCUGAUUUACGCUCAGGAGCUUCAGGCAAACACCGAGCUUCUGAAAGAGUUAUUAUCUAAGGAGAUUGAGUCUGCUGAGGAUGAGUAUCAUCGUUUGAUGGUUUUGGUCCUGGAUGCUGGUGCUGCGUACGAGAAGGCUCAAGUUUCUGAUUUCUCAGUCAGCAAGCUCCCCAUUCCCCAAUUCUCCGAGAGCUCAGGUACUUUCGAGAUUAAUAUGUUUAAUCCGACGUUUUCUGGAGAAUAUGGUUCUAACUUGGGUUCGGUCUCUCCUGACUUAGUCCCCGUUGAGGCGACCCCGGGAGGUGAUGACCAAGAUGUUGAAGAAGAGGUUCCUGCCCAGGAGGAUGAUCCUAUCGAGGAGGAUAAGGAUGGUGAAGCUGAUCCUGGAUCCAAGGAAGGUUAA